AUGGUAGAGUCUUUAAAAGAAGGGUCAAAGAAGAAAACUAUUGAAAACAUAGAAGAGGAAGUCGAAGAAACUCAUGUUGAAUCACCAAAUGUCACAAGUAGUGUGAGGAAGAGGAAAGCUUCUGGGAGCAUAGACAAUUUUUUUGCUCCUAGGACAACUCCUGAUUCCCAACCUGGCAUUAAGAGUGCAUUAGCAACUAAAGAAGCAAAGCAUAAUGUGAAAAUGUUGAUUGUUGAAUGGGCUAUUGUAAACUGCAUUCCGUUUAAGGCGUUUGAUUGUCCUUUAUUUCAAAAAGCUGUGGAUGGCAUUGCUUCAAUAGGGCCUGGGUUUAAAGCUCCUAGUGCUUAUGAUUUUAAAACUAACUUGUUGAGUGACUGGAGAAAAGAAUGUCAGUUACUCAUUGAUAGCCAUCGUGCUAAAUGGAAAAACAAUGGUUGCACACUCAUGGCUGAUGGAUGGACUGAUAUUAGACAGCGUACCUUGAUAAACUUCUUAGUGUAUUCUACACAUGGUAUGGUAUUUGUGAAGUCUGUUGAUGCAUCAGAUCUAGUUAAAGAUGCCAAAACUCUAUUCACACUAUUUUGUGAAGUCAUUGAGUGGAUUGGUCCUAAAAAUAUUGUUCAUGUGGUGACUGACAAUGCAGCUAACUAUGUAGCAUGUGGUAGAUUGAUUAAAGAGAAGUAUAAAAGUAUUUAUUGGUCACCUUGUGCUGCACAUUGUUUGAAUCUUGUAUUGAAAGACUUUUCAAGCAUGCCUCAUGUGUCAGACCUCGAAUCAAAGGCAUCAAAGAUAACUGUAUUUGCAUAUAAUCAUAUGGUUUUCUUAUCGUGGUUGAAGAGAAGACCAACUUGGAAAGAAAUUGUGCGUCCUGGUGCCACGAGGUUUGCUACCACAUUUAUUACAUUGCACAGCAUAUAUAUGCACAAGAAUGACUUGCAAGCUUUAGUUGUUGAUAAACACUUUGUGGACCACAAAUUAUCAAGGACUGAAGCAGGAAAAAAUUUUAGUGCAUGCGAAGGGCGAAAAUGGCAAUUAAGGAGAUGUUUAAGAAGAACAAGGAGCUGUAUAAGCCCUACACAACAAUCAUUCAAACUCAAUGAGACAAGCAUUUAA
Molecule: messenger RNA, 1113 nt
Organism: Neltuma alba
Lineage: Eukaryota; Viridiplantae; Streptophyta; Magnoliopsida; Fabales; Fabaceae
Exons: 1
Coding region: 1-1113 (370 amino acids)
Source: RefSeq, a predicted model, not a curated record